Salvia hispanica is the source of this 2728-nucleotide messenger RNA. RefSeq lists its product as uncharacterized. NCBI's taxonomy places the organism in Eukaryota, Viridiplantae, Streptophyta, Magnoliopsida, Lamiales, Lamiaceae. The record is from RefSeq and is a predicted model, not a curated record. Gene Ontology annotation, biological process: regulation of photomorphogenesis.
AUUGAGGCCCUGAGCUCCUCCUCGGCUUAAUAAUAGAAAGCCAUAGAGCCUGACUCCAAUUUCGCUCUCCUUUUUCUUCAUUCUCUCUCUCUCAAAGAAAAAGAGAACAGAAGAAUUUUCUUUCUCUCUCUUUCACUGCAGCUAUACUAGUUAGUACUUCACCACACAUAUUCAAACGCACAUGCGUACGUAUAUUCACCCAGCCUCAGAGCCACACAAUUUGCUUUCUUUCUUCUUCUUGUUUGCAGAUUUUUGAUCAGCAACCACUUUUUCUCACUUCAAUUUCUAGCUCUCCCUCUCCAGACUUCAGCUAAAAAUGGUUCAAUUCUGAUUUUUCGGUGUUGUAUCUUGAGAAUUAAGUGAGAACAGAGGUAGAAGUACAGUCCAGUCCUUUUGAGCAUGUCUAAACAAGUGAUGCAGUCAAUGAAUGAUAGCACAGGGAAGAGUAGGGAAACUAUGCAAUCUUAUCAGCCUGGUUGGAUGUCUCAUUGGAUGAGGACGCCAAGUAAUGCAACUAAAGAUCAACGACGAGAUGACGGUGCUUCUAGGGGUAAGGAUACCGACCUUUUGUCUAGGGGCGAUCAUAUGAAAAUGGAGGCUUCUAGGUCUGCCAAGUAUCCACGAACAAUGGGGGGUGAUGCUGAAAGUUGUAGAAUGAGUUCAAAAGGAUUGGGUGCUGAGGAAUUGUGCAGUGCUAAAAUAAAAAAUGGCAACCCUGAUGAUGCAAGAAGGCUAAGCAUUGAUCACAGCCUUGGCUAUGACGAAGCUAGUAGCUGUAAGGGUGGAGUUCAGUUAUCUUCAGGAGCUCUAGCUGCAGAGGGAAAAUCCUCAAGAGAGUAUCGUUUCAUCAGUGAAGGCGUUUCGAAGAAACCUGUUGAGUGGGUGAAACCACAUGUCUCUGUCAAUGAAAGAAGUUCUUCUGCUUCAACUCCUUCUCGGGAAAGAUUUGUUGGACCUCCAACACAUACAACGCCAUAUCAUGAUGUUGAAAGAUACAAGUUUGACAAAGGGAAAGCUGUUAUGGGACCGUCUAUAAGUAGACCUGCCAUUGUUCCCAAUACUCAAGUUCCAGAUUUAAUCGGGCAAGAACACAGCCAGAAGCACUCCCAGUCAGCAGAUGUAAUUUGGGAUAACCAGCAUAGGUUGAAACCUGGUCAAGGCUGGUUCCAAAGGAUGCAGCAUAUUACCUCAUUGCCUCCAAACCAAUGCAUUGCUCCAGAGAAGAAUGAACAGAAGGCGUCACGCUAUGACUGCUACCCAUUCCAGAAUCUUCAAAGUGGUGUUCAUGAGACAAUGAGAAUAUGCACUACUGUGGACUCUAUAGAAGCCACACCUGAAGGUUUUCCUAUGUUUUCUCAGACAACUCGCAGUUUGUUAAUCACAAAAAAGAAUGAUGUCAAUGUAUCUGAAGAAACUGGUGCUUUUAGAAGGUUAAUUGCUCGAAUUAAUGGAAACUCAUCCAAUGAUCCAUUCCCUGGCCAAGCGAAUAGCGGGGUGAAGCUUCAACCAAUUAGUUCAUCCAACAGUGAAGGGCAUGGAAAUGCUGGGGAUAUUGGUGUUGGAACUUCUAAGGCUGCUUCAAAGAAUGAAUCAUCAGCUGAAACAGACACCUUAGUUAUGGACAAUUUUAAGGAGGAGAGACUAAAUUCCGGUGUGAAUUCUAUGCAGUCAACCAAGAUUCCCAAUUCGGACAAUAACCUAUCACCAUGGGUCAAUGCUGCUUCCUCAAGAGAGCUUCGACAUCGUUGGGCAAGCUCUGGGCUACCGCCAGUUGCAAGUUCAUCAGAGGACGUCCCUACUUCCUCAAGAACUCAGAGUUUGGAGAUGGACAUGCCACUGUUCCAAGCAGAGCAGCCUGAACUGAAAUCUACUCCAAGUUCCAGAUGGGUCAAACGUCUCAAGAACUCAUCCGAUUGCUCUAGUCGAGGCACAAAGACCUUGAACAUGGCUGAAAGUUUAUCGCAUGAAAAAAAGAGAGCCUUUUUCAGAAGUAUACUUAACAAAGGCUUCGUCAGCUCAGAGCCAACUCCAAAACAGCACCACGGGAAAGAAAUGUUUUUGUCCGAAGGAAGUGGAAACUCCUCAAAGGAGGAUGAGCACUUGUCACCGAACCUACCAAGUAAGAGCAAGGAGCUGUUGCUUUCACAUUUUUGGAUAAAAAGGUGGCUCUGUAACGGGUCACAAGUUCCCCGAGAGAAACCUGAAACACGGGUAGUUUGUGAGCCACAGGUUCUGAAAUCAUCAGCGGAUGACCUCCAAAAGAAGCAGUUCCCCAGCAUUGCAGCUAUAGCAGUGAUGGGGAAGUCUAUGGCUGGUUUCCAGUCAUGCGAGCUGGAGAAGAGGGGCUCGUUGACUGUUUGGAAGACAAACACUAGCUAGAAGGAUGGCAACCACAUUUGGCUUAUGGAGAUCUAUCUACUUGGUGUUCUAUAUGCAGAAGAUUGUGGCCAAAUUGUCCUUUGAUCAAGCAAUGAUGACAGCGGCUACACACAUGCAUGACUGUCUUUGGUCAUUGGAAUGCAUUUCUGGUGCCUCUUCCCAAGUUGGUAAGAAUGCAUCUCAAUGCGUCAGUCUUCUAUGGCAUGUGAAUUCCAGUUAUGUAUGUAUAGGCGGGAGGAUUGAUGAGCAAUGUGGUUGUAUCAAUAUGGAGGGUCAAGUGUGAAACUUGCCCCAGUGUUGUUUAGACUUGAAACAUAUGGUUUUAGUAAUAAGAGAUUUUGCUUAUUUA